CAAAACGAGGCAGGAUCAUUCUACUUCCGGGGUGUGAUUGGGUCGGUGCCGAAGACUUCAGUUUCCUGGAAUUAUUAGCAGCUAUGUCAAAAAAUACUGGUGCUAGCAAGUUUAGGAAGGUAGAUGUCGAUCAGUAUGACGACGAUCGCUUCAAAGACGAAGAUAAUGAUGUUGCCGAACAAGGACCGAACGAGGGGGAAGUGACUACACUCCUUACUCAAGGAAAAAAUGCAGAUGCCCUAAAAUUAGUGUUGAGUAGUGCUCCAGUCACAACAAAGAACCAAAAUGUAAAGGAGCGAGCCAGUCAGAUUGUGGUCCGGGUGCUGACAUCCUUCAAGUCCAGUGAGGUAGAAAAAGCUGUGAAGUCACUAGAUACAAGGUCAAUAGAUGUAUUGAUGAAAUAUAUCUACCGUGGAUUCGAGAAUCCUUCUGAAGGCAGCAGUGCAGUACUCCUUACCUGGCAUGAAAAGACAUUUGCCGUUGGAGGUUUGGGAAGUAUAGUCCGAGUAAUGACUGACCGAAGAAAGUCUGAAGGAGGUGUCAUCUGUCUGUGUCUGAUCACUUGUCUGACUAUUUGUUAAGAUAUUGUGUAUACAUCUGCAUGUACAGUACACACUACACACCUAAAGGAUUCUGCCUGUAUAACCUUUGAGAUAUUCUGAAAUAUUAACAACAUAAUAUUUUUAAGAGUGGUCUGUUUUGUUAUCUUAACUUAUGAAAAAUGUUUAUAACUUGAAUAAUGUAAGCGAGCUUACAAAGAGUGUAAAGUUAUUUCUUGGGAAUAAAACAUUACAAAAUGCUGCUAUUCUGCACGUUUCCAAAAUUUUCUCAUUAUGUUACAUACUGACUGUUUGACAAGGAGAAGGCAGGACACAGUUUCAAAAAUAGGUUAUUGUAACAAUUUUUCAUUUAGGAACAAAGCACAUAUCAAGGUUUUCGUCUGUUUCCAAAAUAAAGUAAAUGCGGUCAAAAAAUACUCAAGUAGUGAAACUGCCUUACAGAAUUCUUUUUCUUUCAAAGUUUGAGCUAUAUUGCUUUCAAAAAUGUGAUAGCAUAAAGGUAAUAUUUUAAUAAGCACCAUCAUUUUGCCCAUAAAUACUUGUAGCAAGUUUGCUGGUAAAGGUAAAUAAUUUUCCAAAUCUGUUUUUGACAUUUGAUUUUUUGCAUUUAAUAGGUCGGAGAAGCAGACAUUUCCUUUAGCUUUCACAUUAUGUUUACCUUCAAUAAACUGUGAGUCUACAGUUUGCUUUCAACCAUGUAUUCCAAGCUAAUGAACAAAUAUAAAGAUAGUUAGAAAAUGUUAGCAUUGUUUACAUUGUUUCUCACCUGUGUAAGGUGAGAUCAUACACACAAAUAUAUUUCACUAUUAAUGCUUAUGAUUAUCAUGUUCAAUUUGUUAUAUAACAUGGGUUUUUAAGACCAAAUAAAUAUGUAAAGUGAAAUGAAAUUUGAUAUGUUAUUGUUAUAUUUUUCCAAAGUGAUCAAAUUUCAGUGUGAAAAACAAUGUAUGCAGACAACGUUCAAGUGGGAAGGAGUAUACAUAGCCAAGUUGUCAGUCAAUGAAACAACCAAAGCAAGUCAUUUCUUCUUUCAUUCACCUGGAAAAACAGCUGAGCACAGCUUUCAACAUAUCAAAUUUCUAUUUUGUACAGUGUUAAUGUUCUGUCGAGAUAAGUUUAUGUUUACUUUACAAAUGAUAUUGAAGUACAGCAACUGAAAUUGAUAAAAUUUGUGUCAUAUUUUCAAAGUGCUACGUUGAAUUUGAAACUUCAUGACUGAACUAUAGACUUUUUCCUUUCUUUUCUCCACGAGAAUUCUUUCAUAAACCGAUUUCAUGACAUAAUUGUUAAAAAAACUCAGCCAAGUACUACAAGUGGCAUGUUGUAGUCAUUGCCUGGCUUGUGUACUUUGAAGAUGUUACUGUAUUGAUCACAUAAUUCAUGUACUAUGAGGGGCACUGGGGUAGCCUAAUCGUUAAAGCGUUGGCUCUUCAUGCCGAAGACCCGGGUUCGAAUCCCCACAUGGGUACAAUGUGUGAAGCCCAGUUCUGGUGUCCCCCGCCGUGAUGUUGCUGGAAUAUUGCUAAAAGCGGCGUAAAACCAAACUCAGUCAGUCAUGUACUAUGAAGGUUGCACAAUAUACACCACAUGACUCGUGACCAUCCUUAAGUAAGAUCCGCUCGAGUUUAGUUUCGUCAGCUAAAUAUCUUCCUGCAUUGUUCAUUGUCCAUACUUUACAGCUUUUCACUACGUUCCUACAUUACUGGGUACAUGUAUAUGAAACUUUGAGGACAAUGGAAAAUGUAGAAUACUGUAAAUCUAGAGACAACUAAUCCAUUCUGUGAAGUACAAAGAGUGUAUUCAGACAGACUUGUCACAGCUAUAACUACAGCCCCCAUCUUCAUCAUGUGCUGUCCAGUAUAUCACUGAAUAUGAUUUUAUAUUCAUCUUUUCCAUAUAUCUGAAUAAAAAGAUAUGUAUUAAUAGUAA
Messenger RNA from Haliotis rubra (blacklip abalone), 2489 nucleotides. RefSeq names its product actin-related protein 2/3 complex subunit 5-C-like. The transcript has 4 exons. NCBI's taxonomy places the organism in Eukaryota, Metazoa, Mollusca, Gastropoda, Lepetellida, Haliotidae. The coding region runs from base 84 to 581 and encodes 165 amino acids. Gene Ontology annotation, biological process: cell migration; regulation of actin filament polymerization; Arp2/3 complex-mediated actin nucleation. Gene Ontology annotation, molecular function: actin filament binding. The record is from RefSeq and is a predicted model, not a curated record. Gene Ontology annotation, cellular component: cytoplasm; Arp2/3 protein complex; actin cytoskeleton.